CUUAAAUUUUCUCGCUAAAUUUUCUCCAUAAAGCCAAAAACCCUUUUGAGACUGGCAUUGGUUUCUCGUAAAUUAAUUGGAAAAAGAAAGCGAUGGAGGAGCAUCUCUUUUCGUCAGUUCACUCGACGGUUUUCAAAGAGUCUGAAUCCCUGGAAGGCAGAUGCACUAAAAUUCAGGGUUAUGAUUUUAAUCAAGGUGUUAAUUACUCUCUCCUUCUUAAAUCUAUGCUCUCUACUGGCUUUCAAGCUUCUAAUCUCGGUGACGCCAUUGAAGUUGUUAAUCAAAUGCUAGACUGGAGGCUUUCUAAUGAGGCUAUAGCUGAAGACUCUGACGACGAGGAGAAGGACCCGGCUUAUAGAGAGUCAGUUAGAUGCAAAGUGUUUCUGGGUUUUACUUCAAAUCUUAUUUCUUCUGGGGUUAGAGAUACGGUUCGGUAUCUUGUUCAGCACCAUAUGGUACAUGUAGUGGUCACAACUGCGGGUGGUAUCGAAGAAGAUCUAAUAAAAUGCCUUGCACCCACUUACAAAGGUGACUUUUCUCUACCUGGAGCUCAGUUGAGGUCAAAAGGAUUGAAUCGCAUUGGUAAUCUGUUGGUUCCCAAUGAGAACUACUGCAAAUUUGAGGAUUGGAUCAUUCCAAUUUUUGACCAAAUGUUGAAAGAACAAAUUGAAGAGGUAAUCCUUCCUAUCUUUCAUUUGUUUAUGCACUGGGGUUAUGUUGUGAUAACAACUCCGGAUGGUGUUUUGGAUCAUGAAGGCUCAAAGACGAAAUGUAGUUGGUCGGUUCUUGGUUAUUUUUCAUUAUAG
Messenger RNA from Pistacia vera, 806 nucleotides. RefSeq names its product deoxyhypusine synthase-like. Gene Ontology annotation, biological process: peptidyl-hypusine biosynthetic process. Lineage: Eukaryota; Viridiplantae; Streptophyta; Magnoliopsida; Sapindales; Anacardiaceae. The transcript is spliced from 4 exons. The coding region runs from base 93 to 806 and encodes 237 amino acids. Gene Ontology annotation, cellular component: cytoplasm. Gene Ontology annotation, molecular function: deoxyhypusine synthase activity. The record is from RefSeq and is a predicted model, not a curated record.